Messenger RNA from Trichoderma aggressivum f. europaeum, 1425 nucleotides. RefSeq lists its product as uncharacterized. The transcript has a single exon. Gene Ontology annotation, cellular component: AP-2 adaptor complex; cytoplasmic vesicle. The coding region runs from base 1 to 1425 and encodes 474 amino acids. The record is from RefSeq and is a predicted model, not a curated record. Gene Ontology annotation, biological process: clathrin-dependent endocytosis; intracellular protein transport. Gene Ontology annotation, molecular function: clathrin-cargo adaptor activity. NCBI's taxonomy places the organism in Eukaryota, Fungi, Ascomycota, Sordariomycetes, Hypocreales, Hypocreaceae.
AUGCUCUCCGGCGUGCUCAUCUUCAACCAAAAGGGCGAGAACCUCAUCUUCCGCGCCUUUCGCAACGACUGCCGCCCUCGCCUUGCCGACGUCUUCCGCAUCCAAGUCAUCUCCAAUGCCCAGGUCCGAUCGCCCAUCUUGACGCUGGGCAGCACGACUUUCAGCCACGUCAAGCACGAAAACAUUUACCUCGUCGCCAUCACCAAGAGCAACGCCAAUGCCGCGCUGGUCUUUGAGUUCCUCUACCGGCUGAUUCAGCUGGGAAAGGGGUACUUUGGCAAGUUUGACGAGGAGGCCGUCAAGAACAACUUUGUGCUGGUCUACGAGCUGCUGGAUGGUGAAUUCUAUUCUUCCAGGCUUUUUCUCUCCUUGCGUUCCUCCAUUGCUUUUGCUAACAGCGCCCCUUCACCCCCAGAAAUCAUCGACUUUGGCUAUCCGCAAAACACCGAGACGGACACGCUCAAAAUGUACAUCACCACCGAGGGAGUCAAGUCCGAGUCGCGCCCCGAAGACACGUCCAAAAUCACCAUGCAGGCCACCGGCGCGCUGUCAUGGCGAAAGGCAGACGUCAAGUACCGCAAGAACGAGGCCUUUGUCGAUGUCAUCGAGGACGUCAACCUGCUCAUGUCUGCCACCGGCGCAGUUCUGCGAGCGGAUGUCACGGGCCAAAUCGUCAUGCGCGCCUAUCUCUCCGGCACCCCCGAGUGCAAGUUUGGCCUCAACGAUCGACUGCUGCUGGAUAACGACGGACUGCUGAGCCUGCCCAGCGGCAACAAGAUGGGCACAAAAGCCACCAAGGCGGCUGCGGGAAGCGUCACGCUCGAGGACUGCCAGUUCCACCAGUGCGUCAAGCUGGGCAAGUUCGACACGGACAGAAUCAUCAGCUUCGUCCCGCCCGACGGCGAGUUCGAGCUCAUGCGCUACCGUGCCACGGAAAACGUCAACCUGCCCUUCAAGGUGCACGCCAUCGUCAACGAGGUCAGCCGCACAAAGGUCGAGUACAGCAUCGGCGUCAAGGCCAAUUUCGGUUCCAAGCUCUUCGCCACCAAUGUCAUCAUCAAGAUCCCGACCCCCCUCAACACCGCCAAGAUCACCGAGCGGUGCACACAGGGCAAGGCCAAGUACGAGCCCAGCGAAAACGUCAUUGUCUGGAAGAUUGGCAGGUUCACGGGCCAGAGCGAGUACGUCCUCACUGCCGAGGCUUCCCUGACCAGUAUGACAAACCAAAAGGCGUGGAGCCGGCCGCCCCUGAGCAUGAACUUUAGCUUGCUCAUGUUUACCAGCUCGGGCUUGCUGGUGCGCUAUCUAAAGGUCUUUGAGAAGAGCAACUAUUCCAGUGUCAAGUGGGUGCGGUACAUGACGAGAGCAGGUUCAUAUGAAAUAAGGUGCGUCGUCUUGAAUCCAAAGAUCCAUCUAUUGCGCUAA